AACCGCACUCAUUCACGAUAGCUUCACAGAAUCUGCUAGCUUCACAAACUUCACACAAUCUCACAAACUUCGUUGUGUAUCAAGUCGCUAGGCGAUUCGUUGGCUUCGCUGGGUAUAUCUGAUUCGUUGGCUUCUCUUUCAAACCACUGCUGGGUAUCAAUUCGUGGGCUUAUGCUGCUUAAACCGCUGUUUCGUGGGUUUACAGUCAGGUAAUUGGCCAGCCGUGUCUAUCGAGGGACUGGGUCAGUUAGAAUCUUCAAUUGCUCGUCGGGUUUAUUCACAAGAAGAGGCGAGGCAUUCUGCUCGUGGGGACUGGGUAUUAUCGUCGUCUUAUUCACGGAGCCAAGCAUCAAAGUGAAGAAUAUAGUCUAUCUUCAGAUAUAUAACAUGGAUCGUGCGACGUGGAUGUAUAAAUUACCGCGGGUCGCACAUGAGUAUGUUAUUGGGGUUAAUGAAUUCAUUUCAUGUGCGGUUGAGAACCUAAAGAAGAAAGGCACCGAACAUGGUAAAGAAGAAAUGAUCACAUGUCCCUGUCACGAUUGCUAUAAUUUGAAAAAGUAUCCGAAUGUCGAGACAGUGCGUGACCAUUUAUUCCGGCGUGGUUUCAUGAAAGAUUAUACUAAGUGGAUCUGGCAUGGUGAAGGAAUACAAUCGAGAAAAACAGAGACAAUUAGCAAAAAUAAUGAAAGUUCUGGAGAUGGUAUGGAUACAAAUAAAGAAGAUGAUGUAGAAAAUGACAGGGUCCAUGAGAUGAUCGAAGAUGUUGAAGAUCUUCUAAUGCACCAGCCGGAAGUUCUUGAACACUUGGUUGAUGACUCCAAAAAACUUCUGUAUCCCGGGUGCAGUGAUCAAUUUACGAGGUUGUCAACUACCCUUAAAUUGUGUAAGCUUAAAGUGAAGAAUGGGUGGAGUGACAAGAGUUUCACUGAAAUGCUAAAACUUCUGGCAGACAUUCUUCCUCUGAAAAAUGAGCUUCCCACUUCCACCUAUGAGGCGAAGAAGAUACUGUGUCCGAUGGGUAUGAAUGUGAAAAAGAUACAUGCAUGUCCAAAUCACUGUGUGUUGUUUCGCAACGAGCAUGAACAUCUACACGCCUGUCCAAAAUGCGGAGCAUCUAGGUUCAAGCGGGAGGGAAGUAAUUCUUCUUCUAAUGACAAGAAGAGGACUCCGAUCAAGGUUUUGCGUUAUCUGCCUAUAGUGGAACGAUUCAAACGACUCUUUGCAAAUGUAAAUGAUGCGAAGCUUUUGAGAUGGCAUGCUGAAGGAAGAAAAUCAGAUGGGAUGCUCCGACACCCAGCCGACUCACCACAAUGGAGAAGCAUUGAUGGAAAGUUUCCAGAAUUUGGUGGAGAACUUAGAAAUCUUCGACUUGGCCUUUGUGCGGAUGGCAUGAAUCCGUAUCGCACUCUAAGCUCGAAUCAUAGUACUUGGCCGGUUCUUUUAACCAUUUAUAACUUGCCUCCUUGGUUAUGCAUGAAGCGCAAGUACAUAAUGUUGGCGUUGCUAAUCCCCGGCCCUAAAGAGGCAGGGAAUAACAUAGAUGUUUAUCUUCAGCCACUUAUUGAAGAUCUAAUGUUAUUGUGGGAUCAAGGUGAGAGGAUAUAUGAUGCAUACAGCCAAACAAACUUCACCUUGCGUGCCAUGGUUUUUUGCACCAUAAGCGACUUUCCUGGCUAUGGAAAUCUUUCUGGGUACAGUGUCAAAGGAGCUAACGCUUGUCCGAUUUGUGAAGAUGCGACGAUUGAUAUUCGCUUACGUAAUUGCAAAAAAAAUGUAUACAUGGGUCAUCGUACUUUUCUUCCUCUUAACCACCCUUUUCGUAAGAGAAAAAGUGCUUUUGAUGGGACUAUCGAAACUCGGGUGGCUCGUUUACCUUUAACCGGGAAGGAGGUUUUUCAACGAGUCAAAGAUAUUGAUGUUGUGCUUGGGAAGUUAUAUAAAAAGCCAGCCACAAGUAGCGUCUGGAAGAAGAGAUCUAUUUUUUGGGAUCUUCCAUAUUGGGAACACUUGCAAGUCCGGCACUGUCUUGAUUUUAUGCAUAUUGAAAAAAAUGUUUGUGAAAGCAUUAUUGGAACUCUGUUGAAUAUACCUGGCAAGACAAAGGAUGGCAUUAAAGCUAGAUUAGACUUGCAAGAGAUGGGUAUUCGAGCAGAGUUAGCACCGCAACAAUCUGGUAAACGUACAUAUCUACCUCCUGCUUGUUUCACUUUGUCUAGAAAAGAGAAAAUCAGCUUGUGUGAGUGUUUAUCUACUGUGAAAGUUUCAUCUGGAUAUUCCUCGAACCCUAAAAACUUUGUCUCAAUGAAAGAUUUGAAGCUGAUAGGUAUGAAGUCACAUGAUUGUCACGUGUUAAUGCAACAUCUACUUCCUGUUGCAAUUCGAGGCAUAUUGCCCAAGCAUGUGAGACUGGUGAUCACGAAACUAUGUUUCUUCUUUAAUGCUAUAUGCAGUAAGGUCAUUGAUCCUAUGACAUUAGAUAAACUGCAAGCUGACAUUAUUGUCACACUUUGUGAAUUUGAAAUGUACUUCUUUCACUCAUUCUUUGACAUAAUGGUGCAUUUAGUUGUUCAUCUUGUGAGAGAGGUUAAGAUCUGUGGUCCCUUAUAUAUGCACCAAAUGUAUCCUUUCGAGAGAUUCUUGUGUAUCUUAAAAGCAUAUGUUAGAAAUCGACGUUUGCCCGAAGCCAGUAUAGUUGAAGGUUAUACGAUUGAAGAGACUAUUGGCUUUUGCACGGACUAUCUAGCAUCUAAUGAUCGAGUUGGAAUUCCAAUAUCUCGUCAUGAAGGAAGACUUCAAGGUCAGGGUACGUUGGGACAUAAAAUGAUAUCUCCUAGUGCUGAAAUGCUUGAUAGAGCCCAUUUAUUCGUAUUGCAACACAUGACUGAUGUCCAUCCCUACUUACAGGAGCACUUAGUCGAGAUUCGACAAGAACAUCCUUCUAAGAGUGGAAAAUGGGUUACAAAUGAACACAAUCGAUCAUUUGUUACCUGGUUUAGAGAUCGAGUGAUGUUGCAACAUUCAUCAAGUCAUUCUUCCGUUUCUAAUACAGUUAAAUGGCUAGCAUAUGGUCCUGACAUGCCAGUGAGAUCUUACCAGGCAUAUGAUGUUAAUGGGUAUACUUUCUAUACACAAUGUCAAGAUCAGAAAAGCACAGUGCAGAAUAGUGGAGUCUGUGUGGAAGCUUCUUCCACGGAAUUUGAUAGAGGCAAUUCCAUGACCUCACGAGAUAUAAAGAAGUCGUACUAUGGGGUGAUUGAAGAAAUUUGGGAACUUGACUACAGAGAUUUCAAGGUUGCUCUCUUUAAAUGUAAAUGGUUCGAUAUAAAGCGUGGUGUCCGGGUGGAUGACUUGGGUUUCACUUUAGUAGACUUUCUUCGUUUUGGCCAUGAGGAUGACCCGUUCAUUUUCGCUACACAGGUUAACCAAGUUUUUUAUAUUCGAGACCCCGCUGAUGGUAAGUGGUCCAUUGUUCUUCAAAGUAAACGACGCAUUGUUGGAAUUGACAAUGUUGAAGACGAGGAGGAGUAUAAUCAAUUUGACGAUAAUCCCCCUUUCUCCAUUGGUAUACAAACGACCACAUCUAAGGAAGACAAUGUAGAUAUAAAUUAUGCGCGUGAUGACCAUGAUGAAGGGGUAUGGAUUAAUGGUUAACUAUGAAUUUCAUGGAGUUCCUU
Molecule: messenger RNA, 3674 nt
Organism: Daucus carota subsp. sativus
Lineage: Eukaryota; Viridiplantae; Streptophyta; Magnoliopsida; Apiales; Apiaceae
Exons: 3
Coding region: 388-3651 (1087 amino acids)
Source: RefSeq, a predicted model, not a curated record